Molecule: messenger RNA, 2370 nt
Organism: Porites evermanni
Lineage: Eukaryota; Metazoa; Cnidaria; Anthozoa; Scleractinia; Poritidae
Source: the annotation of a GenBank genome assembly
AUGUUUCGUCUGUAAUCCCCCCAAAGCAAGGUUGUUGUUUACGCGUCGCUUGAUUUUUGAAUUCCUCCUUUCAGUUUUUUCUCCAUUUUGUCAUGGCUGGAAAUCGCUUAUCCAAUGUAACAGCGGAUCAAGUUAAAGGUAAUUCGUACGAUUGUUGUUGAGAAACUUGUUUAAUUAGAUUGGCUUAGUGCUAAUACGCGAUUUUCCGGUUACUCUUCCGGCGACAUACGUAUAUAAAUAUCACUUACUUUGAUCGACCUUCAGAGGAAAACAGGAAUUGUUCAAACACAUCAGGUGAAAUCUUCGGAUAAAAAUGGACUGGACAAGCUCGAGAGGAACUUGUAAAAACACGUAAACUCUAGGAAUUAGCGAACAGCCCCCUUGUUUUCAUUUGGGAAACGCGGCGUCGUUUAAUGAAGAAAUACUUUUUCGAUCAUUAAAAGCUCUGUUAUUUCAAAUAUUUACUAUACUCAGUGUUUUUACGGCCAGUAUUGUGUUAGAUCUUUAUGCAAAUGAGUGAAAAAUAGAGUGGACGAAAAAUGUUUGUCACAAGGGGUAGAGUAAGAGAAGCACUGGGCCGCACUGGGGUGAGGUUGGGUGCGUGAUCCCGGAAUCCGCGAUUUGGCAAAUAUACAGUGCAGGAUUGGGGAAAGGUUAUCGGGACAAGGGAUUUGCCAAAUUUGCGCACGGAUGCAGCAUUGGGGAAGAAAAUGGUUUAGCCUUGACAGAAGCUCGGGAUGCAAGAUUCCCCUGAAAAAGGAGCAGGAAUGUGGGAUCACGGGCUGUUAUCAGCUGGUGCUGAGAAAUUUCACAAUAAAAAAAAAUCUUUCUAACGCUGGCAAAUACUUCAGUAAAAAUUCUAUGUACUUAUUAAUGCCCCCUUUGAAGGAAACAUUUUUGAAAGCUCCCUCCCUCUCUUACAUUUCCCACCCACAAAUUUCAAACACCCAAACUAUCAGGGGGCCACAAUUUGCGCAUGUCUAUUAAAUCUUCUCUAUCUACUCCCCCAUUUCCUAUCACACCUCAAAGUUCUUGAACUACCCAUUGGUGUCAUGGGUGUGGCAAUAAAAUAGAUGCAGUAUGGUACAGUGUUCAAGAUUAAAAAGUACAAGUUUUAGGCGAUUGAUUUGGAUACUGCAAGGGUAAGCAAAUAUGAGCUGCAGUAGCAGGUAUACUUAUUAAUUUUGUCAAAAGCAGUUUUAUUUAAGUCAAGGAUAGGGUAUAAGAAAUAGCAAGUUCUACUCUAGAAUAGAGCGUUGUCUGAGCAUACAUUGGAAGCCUGAUAUAAUGAACCACUAUAAAAUUAUAUCAAACUCUUGGUAUGACAGAUGAUUUUCUUUUCCCAAGUAAUAGCAAAAUAUGUGAAAAAGAACCUUGUUACAAAAAAUAAAUGUUGACCGUUCAUUAUAUCAAGGUUCCACUGUACCACUAAGCUUCACAUGAAGGCAAAGACAAUCUCUUUGUGGAUUUCAAUACGAGCUGUAUGUCCUGCAUAAAAUCAACAAGUCUUGUGUAAAGGUUUAUCUAAUAAUAUUAUUAGAUUAGUCCUAUGUAUUCUUAUAAUGUAUCAUAAUUAAAUCUUAGCUGCCAUGAGAGAUGUGUUGCUGGCAUUUGAAAGGCCAGAGCAUCAGACAAGAAUGCUGGAAAUAGAACAGGAGGCAGGGAGUGACUUGGUAAAGCUUCUUCAAGAUCGGCUUCCAUUUGCCGCUGACAUCCAGCAAGAAGUUAUUAAAAGCCAUGGCUUUUCAGAUGAUGGAGCAGGUAUUCCUACUCAAGUGAUAUAUCAAUCGAACUAAAUUAAAAGUAAGAUGCAUGGACUAUACAUAUUUGACAAAGUUGGUGUCACUUCUUAUAAUAUCAUAAAUAUUCUUGAAGACUAUUAUGCUAGUUUUUGUGAAUAUUUGGCAAAGAACAUUUCACUGAAAUUAUAUCAGUCUUGAAAUUAUUAAGAUGUAAAAAAUCUUCUGGGAGGUAAAGAUUAUGCAAAGGAAGGUCCUGAUACUGUAGCUAUCAAAUCUACAAACUCAGAUAAUUCCCUAAAAUACUGAUGGCAUGAAGCUGUUAACUUUAAACUACCCACAAUACCUUUCAGGGAUGUUGCGUGCAGUUUUACUCUUUUUUUUGACGACCUUUAAUUCUCGAAAUGGCUCUUGAUUUUAAUCAAUGGUGGUAAUGAGAACAGUAAGUUAUUCCAACCAUUUAUUUUGAACUGCUUAUUUUUUUUUUAUAGGUUCUCUUACUUUCACUCAUGCCAUCAAAUUGUUUGAGAAAGAUGAUGAAGAAAUAGCUAGAAUGGCAGAAGAUCUAAAGUCACGAUUCAUUCCUCUCUUACCUCGUCCACCACUGUUUGUUCCUAGAGAUGUCACAUGA